UCGUAAGUACUUUUAAUUAACCAGAAAAGCACAGUAAAAAUAGGGGCCAUUCACUUAUUACGUAACGCUUUUAGGGGGAGGGGGGGUCUAAGAUUUUGUUACGAUUCAAACAAGGAAAUUUUUUUUUCAUACAAAUUUUGUUACGAGGGGGGGGGGGGGGGGUCUAAGAAGUCAUUUUUUCGCGUUACGUAAUAAGUGAACAGCCCCAUAGAUUCUUUAUAAUGCACAAUGAUUCAGAUUCGGAAAAAAUGUUCAAAAAAUAUUUUUUGAUAAACUUUUACAUACUUUUGCUAAAAAAAUCAUGUUAUCCUUUAUAUUAUGGACUGAGUUUUUGAGCA
This is a messenger RNA of Chironomus riparius, 338 nucleotides long. The record is from the annotation of a GenBank genome assembly. Lineage: Eukaryota; Metazoa; Arthropoda; Insecta; Diptera; Chironomidae.